Molecule: messenger RNA, 4970 nt
Organism: Aedes albopictus (Asian tiger mosquito)
Lineage: Eukaryota; Metazoa; Arthropoda; Insecta; Diptera; Culicidae
Gene: retm
Product: protein real-time
Exons: 8
Coding region: 802-2742 (646 amino acids)
Cellular component (GO): cytoplasm
Source: RefSeq, a predicted model, not a curated record
CAAAACGCUCUCACCACAGCUGUUUUGUUUGUUCGCGGCCGAGCCGAGGUCAAAGAGCGUCGCGAAGCGCACUACUCACUUCACCGUCGUCGUCUCGUCGUUCCAUUUCCAUUCAUAAAACAUCACACAAACAUCCAUUUUCGGCUCAGAGCGAGUUUGGUUUUCCGUUCGGUCGCGUCGCGUUCCGCGUUCAACCUUCCUUCGUCCUGUGCGUGUGUGUGGGAUUAUUGAAACAGCAGCUUUUUUUUCUUUCCUGGCGCAACCAAAAUUGCUGUGGUUGGUGGCUAUAUAGGUAGGUACGUCGUGAUUUACAUUCGUGAAAAUCGCGUUUUAGUGCAACAAUGUCCUGGUGAAAUAGCUUCAUAAUAAAACGUGAGGUGGAAAAUCGAGCAAAUCUUUCCCCGUGUGUGGGAUUGUUUGGUCUGCGGUCGAAAAGUUUGUGCAUUUUCUUGUGUGUUUUCACGCCCCCACCACACGAGUUGUUGAUGGCAUUUUGUUUAUCGUGUGAUGGUGGCAGGAAAUGAGUUUCAUGUUUUAGUGAUUUGCUAGACGGAAUGUUAGCUGUACGCUAAAGAAAUACGCCAGAAGAAGGUCAAUUAAAAAGCACAUCAACUAGAGAAAAUAAAGCAAACUUGAAGCAGUUUGUUUUUGUGUCUCUAAAACAAAGCGAAGAAAACAAACUUAUAGUGAAGAAAGUCAUUUUCCUGGUGGAAAAUCGCCACCCACUUAUCGUCAACAGCAGAAGCAGCAGCGUUCCAACACACAGACACAAGAGAAGGAUUACAGCAACGACAGCGGAAAAUGGUGCAAAAGUACGAGUCCCCCGUGAGGAUAUAUAAAUAUCCUUUUGAGCUGGUUAUGGCGGCAUAUGAACGCCGCUUCCCAACCUGCCCCCAGAUGCCAAUCGUGCUGGACUGUGAAGUUAUCGAUGAUGCAGAAACAGACAACGGAGCCAAGCGGGAAACGAAACGGCGCUGCAAACUGGCCGUCGAUGCACCGUAUUUGUUCAAGAAAAUCAUCGGUAUCGAUGUGGCUUACUUCAUUCAAACCAACUUCCUGGACAUGAAGGCCCGCACGCUCAACAUCGAAGCCAUCAACGAGACAUUUUCGUCCAGAAUCGAAAUCUUCGAGAAAUGUCGCUACUAUGCGCACCCGGAAAAUCCAGACUGGACCUGCUUCGAUCAGGUGGCCACGUUGGACAUCAAGAACUUUUUCGGGUUCGAACAUUCGAUGGAGAAGAUGGGCAUGAAACAGUACUCGCAAACCACUCAAAAGGGCAAAGAGAUUAUCGAAUUCUUCAUCAACGAAUUGAAAAAAGAAGGCAUUUCGCAUGUGGACAGAUGGAAAGAAGACGAAAGCGCAGAACCCGCGGCUACCAGCACAACAACGGUAUCAAUUUCCAGCGAGAAACCGCCCCUCACACGCGAUAACAGCAUACUAGAUGCGGACUAUAUUGCCACCUACUUGGGCCAGCUGUCGCCGCUGCAGGAAUCCAAAUUGGUGCAGUUUAGGAAAAAGAUCGAAGAAACCAACCACGAACGCAAAGUACCCGACUAUCAAACGCUGCUGCGGUUCCUGAGAGCGCGUGACUUCAGCAUCGACAAGGCCGCCACCAUGCUGCAGGAGUCGUUGCAGUGGCGCGAAGAGCACCGCAUCGAUGACAUUCUCAGCGAGUACAAGACACCGGUGGUGGUGGAAAAGUACUUUCCCGGUGGGUGGCACCAUCACGACAACGACGGCCGACCGCUGUACAUCCUACGGUUGGGCAACAUGGACGUGAAGGGGUUGCUUAAAUCGGUCGGCGAGGAUGAACUGUUAAAGUUGACGUUGCACAUUUGCGAAGAAGGCUUGAAGCUGAUGAAAGAGGCAACCAAGCUGUUUGGUAAGCCCAUAUGGAAUUGGUGUCUACUGGUGGAUCUGGACGGACUUUCGAUGCGCCAUCUGUGGCGACCCGGCGUGAAAGCACUGCUACGGAUUAUCGAAACCGUCGAGAAAAACUAUCCGGAAACCAUGGGUCGAGUGUUGAUCGUGAGGGCACCACGUGUCUUCCCGGUACUGUGGACGAUCGUUAGUGCGUUCAUUGAUGAAAAUACUCGGUCGAAAUUUUUGUUCUUCGGAGGCCCUGAUUGCUUACACAUUGAAGACGGAUUGGAACAUUAUAUUCCCACGGAAAAGAUUCCCAGCUUUUUGGGAGGCUCCUGCAUUACUAUGAUCCACGAAGGUGGUCUCAUACCCAAACAUUUGUACAAAUCGGAAUCGGUGGAAGAGCACAACGGUGCGCCACACAGCCACGAACACCAUGGUUUGUACAAAUCAGUCGAUCUGAAACCGGGUCAGAUGUUCGAGCUGAUUAUCAAAAACACAGACCCCAAAUCGGUAUUGACCUGGGACAUUGACGUGCUCAAAAAUGACAUCCUGUUUGCACUCUACCGCACUGACAAAGAUCUGGAACAGAGUUUCAAUGAUUCGUUUUCAUCCGUGUUUGACAAUGCCGGCAUGCAGGAAGGAGUUCACUAUACCCGACUCGAAGAGAAGGUCAGGUGUAAACCGAAAGAAGGCGUUCAAGGUUCCCACGAAAUGGCCACCGCCGGAACCUACGUCCUCCAGUGGAUGUGUCCGCCAUCGUGCGACGGCCCUGCUCAAUUGAUGUACUUUCACGAGAUUCUCAGCUCCGCCAACUACAAGGGCUCAAUGACUAGUCUGCAGUCGGGAUUCUCCUCGAAUAGUCUGCAAUCUCGAUGAGGCAAAACCGAUGAGACUGAUUUUACCCCGUGCGCCACUUCGGGGGAUCAUUAGCAAAAUGGGCAGCUCCCAUAAUCAUUCUCUCACAAGCCAGCACAGAAUCUCUUUUUCGAUGGUAGGAAAAUGGCUACAAACAUCCAUUUCACACUGGUGACACGUGCAAAGUUGCAUUUGAAUUGACAAUUUACUGCAAUUUCAAAGGUUGUAACAUAGAAACAAAAUAAGCAAACAAUCGAGAAACGAAGAAUCUUUUAACGGUAUGCUUAGAAAUGCAGAACAGGCUAGUAACAAAAUGUGCAGAGCGUAACAUAACUAGACGAAAAUUAACAUCAAUUAUGUGAAAGUGCAGUUGGAAGUACUACUUAGGUGAAAAGUGAUUAGCAAAUUUAUGUCCUCGUGACUUAGACAUAAGACAAUAUCAGACAGCAAAGUGCAGAAAUUAUAUGUAAACAAGCCAUUGAAAAACAGUAGAUUACAGUCUCACAUUCUACCUUACCAAAAAUACAGUAUGCGAAUCAUUUUAUACAGGAAAAGCUACUACGAGCAAAUGUCACAAUUUAUUGAUCUUGCACUUGAAGAAUGGAAGGAUAGAUGUAAUGAAAUCAUAACUUUCUAUCCAGUUUUAGCAAACCCAAAUCAUAGUAGAAAUUGUGUAUACACAAAAACAGUACGAACACUACUCAGCUAAUCAAUGAACAGGCUAUAAAUCCAACAGAUCAAUGUGAACCUUUUACUACCUGUUCCCUAAGCAAACCCGCUGUACAAGAAGUAAAUGUAUGGCUUUGAGUGUAGAAUCUAGAACCGCGCAUCUCUACGUGAAGCAUGAAUCUCUAUACCUCACAUUCAUCAACUUCAUUGCCAAGCAGAAUAUACUUAUGAGGCUUAUAGCGAUUACCGAUCCACGUUUUUACACCUCCUGCAGCGUUUCCCGUGUUCUUUACAGUUUAAAACUCAUUUUUGUACGAACACUACUUAUUAUGGUUAUAGAGUUCUCAUUUGUAAGGUACCACUUAGUAUCACGGGUAGGUGAAUAGUUGUAACUACAGUUAUAUAAAGUGUUAAAGUAAAUCUCUGUGAUAAAUUUAAUAAAAUAUUUUUGUUAAAGGAAACGGAUUCGCAAAAGUCGACAGAACGUUUGAAACAUCGCAAACAGUAUACGCUCUUAUUUUAACAUCUCAUUUUUUUUAUUUUGCAGUGCAUUUAAAAGUUACCCAAACAGCAUGUUUAACAAUGAUUCAAGUGUUUUGAAACGCGAAUAACUUUACUUGGGUUUAAUCCUAUUUUGAAAUUUCAGCGAAGUAAUCGGAAUAAACCGAUCCCAUUCGACUUUUUUAGAAAUUGAAAACCUCAAAAUCUUGUUUUUUUUCUUUGCUUUAAGUUGUGCUUUGAGUUGCAUCAAUGUAUAUUGUAUACCAAUAUAUAUUGUAAAUGUUUUCACAUAAAUUGCUGUGCAGUUUAAAUUUUGAAGCACUGCAAAAUAGUAUAACUUCUCUUUUAAGGUUCGUUUAAGGUAACAGACUUGAGUUCAUUUUUUCCUACAACACAUUUUUCGAAAAAAGUAACAUGUACUUUUAUCUAAUGCAUGUUAUACCGAUAAGUCCAGUCAAUACAGCAAACAGAUUCCAACCAAUGAAAUAUACGUAUAGACAUUAGCAAAACCGUAGGAUAAACUUCUUCACUGCAGAAGAAGCAAACAGAUUAUAUCCACACAUAUAUAUUUUUGGAAAAACUCAGAUACAAAACCCAUACAUAAUCAACCGGUAGAAAGAGCGCAAUCGUUUUCAAACCAAAUCAACGUAAAGGCAACGUUAAUGCAAGUUUUCUGUGUUUAGAAAGUUCAAUCCGCAUAACUAUCUUCAUCAACACACUCCCGGAUGUAGGUACCACUCGUUUGAUUCAAUAUUUUUUUACAUUGAAAUCUUUGAGAUAGAAGAUUACUACAAAAAAAAACUUCCCAUCCAGGUUAAAUGCCAGCAAAAAGAAUCGUACUUCAGUGAGAGAAUUGAAAAUCUUUUUACCCUAUUAGUAAUGUUACUGCGAAAAAUGCAAAAUUUAAGUAUAAUCUGAUGAAAAAUAGUUUUAUUGAGGCAAGAGUGCAACCAAAAUUAAACAAAAAGAUAAACUGAUCCAAGAUCAAAGAAAUUAUUAAUGCAGAACAUGUGGUGUGGUAGCCGACCGGGGAGAGCUCGUCAACAUUAAAUAAAUUAUUAUAUUUAACUGACAAUGUC